AUGGCUGCAGCAUUGCGAGCUUUGUUGGUGUGUUUUGCCGCUGCUUUGUUGAUGGCAGCCGCAGAAGCGCAACUCAGCCCCAAUUUCUACAAGAAAGCAUGCCCCAAGGCCAUGCCCGCCAUUAGAAGGAUAGUGAAGGAAGCCAUCAAGAACGAGACUCGAAUGGGUGCAUCGCUGCUCAGGAUGCACUUCCAUGACUGCUUCGUCAAUGGCUGUGAUGGAUCGAUACUUCUGGACGACACUGCAAACUUUACUGGGGAGAAAACCGCACCUCCAAACUUGAACUCGGUAAGAGGUUUUGAUGUGGUUGAUAAAAUCAAGGCCGAAGUUGAUAAAGUAUGCAAGGACAAUGUCGUCUCAUGCGCCGAUAUUUUGGCUGUUGCUGCUCGUGACUCUGUCGGCAUUUUGGGAGGUUCAAAGCACUUCUACCGCGUGAUGCUGGGACGGAGGGAUGCGAGAACGGCGAGCAAGUCCGCCGCGACCAACAACCUGCCGCCUCCCUUCUUCAACUUCUCGCAGCUGCUCUCCAACUUCAACUCCCACGGCCUCAACCUCACCGACCUGGUCGCCCUGUCCGGCGGCCACACCAUCGGCGUCUCCCGCUGCACCAACAUCGUCAGCCGUAUCGUCAACGACACCAACAUCCAGACCACCUUCGCCGCCUCCCUACGCCGCGCCUGCCCGCCAGCCGGGGCCAACGGACCCGCCGGGAACAACACCCAGCCGCUGGACCAGACGCCGGCGAGCUUCGACACUCAGUAUUACAGGGCGCUGAUUCAGUCGAGAGGUCUGCUCCACUCCGACCAGCAGCUAUUCGGCAGGACGGCCAGCGCCACCAGCAACGGCCUCGUGCGGCUGUACAGCAACAAUCCCAAGAAGUUCGCGACGGAUUUCGCGGCGUCGAUGAUCAAGAUGGGGAACUUGAAGCCGUUGACUGGGAAGAAAGGGGAGAUUAGGAAGAACUGUCGCCGACCCAAUUAA
This is a messenger RNA of Linum tenue, 981 nucleotides long. The record is from the annotation of a GenBank genome assembly. NCBI's taxonomy places the organism in Eukaryota, Viridiplantae, Streptophyta, Magnoliopsida, Malpighiales, Linaceae.